This is a messenger RNA of Abrus precatorius (Indian licorice), 1845 nucleotides long. RefSeq names its product homeobox-leucine zipper protein ROC1-like. The transcript has 9 exons. The record is from RefSeq and is a predicted model, not a curated record. The coding region runs from base 1 to 1845 and encodes 614 amino acids. Gene Ontology annotation, molecular function: lipid binding. Lineage: Eukaryota; Viridiplantae; Streptophyta; Magnoliopsida; Fabales; Fabaceae.
AUGAGUGAGAAAGAAGUCCAAGAACCUAUGGCUAGUCGAGGAAGCAAGAGAACUAUAAUUGAAAGAAUUGAAGGCAGUGAUGACCAAGGUUACACCAACAGUCAGGGUGGAAAUUCCAUGGACAAGUUUGGAAAAGGAAAUAGUUCUUCCCAUGCAGCUGAUGUGGCUUUAGCCAGAAAGAUGAAGGCCGUAGCCAACUUGGAGGUUGAUGGUUCAAAAGUGAAUUCCCAGGUUCCAGCAUGUCCUCUAGGAAAAAAUGCACAAGCUACAGCUUCAAGAGUGGAUACUUCCACAAACCAAAGAAAUUCUGAUUUUUACAUAGACCGGGUAUGUGACCUUAUCGUUGGAAUGUCACUAUAUACUGAGCCAACCAAAUCAAAAGUACGCGAACUUGCACAUAGGGCUAUGUAUGAGUUAUCAAAAGUAGCUGUUGCUGGAAAACCCUUAUGGAAAUCACAAAAUGGCCAAAAGUUUGAGACUAUGGAUAAUAUUGAAUAUUUGAGAACUUAUGCUGGCCUUGAGGAAACCAUAGACGGGAUUAAAAAUUUGAUUAAGGUUGGAGAUCAUCAAGAUUUUCCAAGCUUCAAGUCACUUAGAGUUGGAUAUGCUCCUAAGCCAAAACCACCUCCAAGAGAACGUAACACUAUCGAAUCUUCUCGAGUUAUAAAAGAAGUUAAAAUGGAUCCACUUAACAUUGUUCAAUUACUCAUGAAUGUGAUGAAUGCUGAAUUUCAGUUGCCUACACCAUUUGUGGCUACCAGAGAAUGUUAUUUUGUAAGGUACUCUAAGAAGCUAUCUGAUGAUAUCUGGGGCGUUGCGGAUAUUUCGAUGGAAAAGAUUUUCCCUUCACCAGAUAUCAAAUUUCGAAGAAGGCCAUCAGGUUGUUUGAUUAAAGCAAUGCCAAAUGGAUACUCUAAGGUUAUAUGGGUGGAGCAUGCGGUAGACAAUGACGAGUAUAGCAUGCAUUUCAGCCAAGUAGUUUCUUCAGGUUUGGCCUAUGGUGCAUCGCGUUGGGUUGAUUCUUUGGUUCGAAGUAUUGAAUGCUAUGGAAUUCCGAAAACAGUACCCAUUCCAUUACAUGACGAGAUUACUGAAGCGGGGAAAGAAAGUCUCUUAAAUCUGGCAGAAAGAAUGAUGAGAAGCUUUUGUUGUGAUAUCAGUGCUUCUUACAGAAACGACUGGACAACCGUUAAAUCACUUCUUGGCUUUCAUGAAGUGAAGGUCAAGGUUAAGGAUAUUAUAAGCGAUUUUGGAAGACCUCGAGGUGCAACAGUGAUUUUCUCUAGUUCUGCUUGGCUCCCAACCUCGCCGAACAUAUUAUUUGACUUCCUUCGUGACCCCACUUGUAGAAAGAAGUGGGACUUGCUUUCAACUAAGUGUGAUUCUGUUCGAGAGAUAUCCUACGUUAUUCAAGGCAAUGAUCCGAGGAAUCGUGUUUCCAUCAUUCAACUGAAGGACGGUAUCAAUGAUAUGCUGUAUGUGCAAGAGAGUUACAUAGAUUCAACAGACACCGCCCGCAUAGUUUAUUCUCCAAUACACAAGUUAGCUCUGUCAUAUCUUAUCAAUGGAGCAAAUCCACUUUAUGUGUCUAUUGAACCUUCAGGGUUUACUAUCUUUCCUGAUGGUGGGAUGCCAUUGAAAGGUGAUGAUAACAGUGGUGGUGGAAGCAUUUUAACUAUUGCAUUUUCUAUCAUGCUAAGUACCGCAAAGGUUACGCCACUCAUUGUUCCUCCUGGAGCAAUAGCUAGGUUCAAAAAUUUAAGUGUUCACACACUUAAUGGUAUAAGGGAUGCGCUUCUCCAGGACAAUGCAUCGAUAAUGCAAAAUUUCAUAGCUUCGAAGUGA